UACUCUCCUGACCUUGGUCCACAUGUGGAGGCUCUUUGCGGGUCUCCAUAAAGAAGACGAGUGAAAGAGCAUAUAAGUCCACUUUUCCGCCCAUCAGUCUGGUCACUGCAUCCUUUGCACCUUUCAACUCAAGAACGAUCAAACAUCAGCCAAGAUGUAUCAAAUUGGCAACAUCUAUGGCAUUACCGCCAUUGCGGUUAUUGGUGGUGGUUUGUUUGGUUUUGAUAUCUCUUCCAUGAGCGCUAUUCUACCUACGCAACAAUACCGCUGCUACUUCAACCAGGGCCCUCGUGGCCCUGAGUUCUCUGGGGACCCAAAUGAGAGUUGCUCUGGCCCUAAGCCCAACGUCCAGGGCGGUAUCACUGCCGCUAUGCCAGGUGGCUCCUUCAUUGGUGCACUCAUCUCCGGCUACCUGACCGACAAGCUCGGUCGUCGUCGCGCCAUUCAGAUCGGUUGCCUUGUCUGGAUUAUUGGUUCCAUUAUCUCAUGUGGUGCUCAGAAUAUUGGUAUGCUCAUCGCUGGUCGGUUCAUCAACGGUAUCAGCGUGGGCAUCUGCAGUGCGCAGGUCCCCGUAUACGUUACCGAGCUGGCUCCGCCCUCCAAACGCGGGAGAGUGGUGGGCUCGCAGCAGUGGGCAAUUACGUGGGGGAUCCUUAUCAUGUACUACAUCUCCUACGGCUGCACGUUUUUGACUGGUGCAAAGGCAUUCAGGGUACCCUGGGCGCUCCAGAUGAUUCCGGCUAUCAUUCUCGCCAUUGGCCUCCUAUUUCUCCCUGAGAGUCCUCGCUGGCUGGCACGCAAGGAUCGUUGGGAAGAAUGUCAUCAGGUUCUCACCCUCGUCCACGGCCAUGGCGAUCCCAACUCGCCUUUUGUUUCUCUCGAGAUGGCCGAAAUUAAACAGAUGAUCGAAUUUGAGAGGCAAAACGCUGAUGUAUCCGUCAAGGAGCUCUUCAAGCCUAACAUGCUCAACCGCCUUCAUAUUGGAAUCUUUACACAGGUCUGGUCUCAGCUUACGGGAAUGAACGUUAUGAUGUAUUACAUCACAUACGUGUUCGGUAUGGCUGGACUUACUGGUAACAUUGGCUUGAUUGCAUCGUCUAUCCAAUAUAUCAUCAACGUGCUGAUGACCAUUCCUGCUCUCAUCUGGAUGGACCGCUGGGGUCGUCGACCUAUGUUCGUCAUUGGCGCUCUUCUCAUGAUGACCUGGCUAUUUGCGAAUGCCGGUCUCAUGGCCAGCUAUGGCCGUCCUGCUCCUCCGGGCGGUCUCAACAACAUCGCCGAGCAGUCGUGGCAAAUUGAAGGUGCUCCUGCUAAAGCUGUCAUCGCCUGCACAUACCUCUUCGUCGCCUCGUACGCGCCUACCUGGGGUCCCGCGAGUUGGGUUUAUCCUCCAGAAAUUUUUCCGCUGCGAGUCCGCGGUAAGGCCAUCGCUCUCACCACUUCCGCGAAUUGGAUCUUCAACUUCGCUCUAUCCUACUUCGUGCCUCCUGCUUUUGUCAACAUUCAGUGGAAGGUCUACCUCAUCUUCGCUAUCUUCUGUGCAGCCAUGGCAAUCCAUACCUUCUUCUUGUUCCCUGAGACAGCCGGUAAAUCACUUGAAGAUAUCGAGGAAAUGUUCAUGGAGGGAAUUCCGGCUUGGAAGACCAAGGUCGACUUCGGCAACUCCCGCCGUGCUGAGCAGGGUAUCAUCGACCCCGAGAAGAUCGGCGGCUUCGAUCACAGUUCAGUCAAGAUGGAAAAGGUGGACGCUGAGACCAGAGCUUAGGUAUCUCAUUUGAAGAAGAUUCACGAAUUGCCAUUGGAGUUGUCAUAGUUUGACACAGUGGUGUAUGCUUCGCCCAUGCUAGUAGGUCUCAUUGGAGUUUGAGGGA
Molecule: messenger RNA, 1871 nt
Organism: Boeremia exigua
Lineage: Eukaryota; Fungi; Ascomycota; Dothideomycetes; Pleosporales; Didymellaceae
Product: high affinity glucose transporter
Exons: 4
Coding region: 155-1765 (536 amino acids)
Biological process (GO): carbohydrate transport; transmembrane transport
Cellular component (GO): membrane
Molecular function (GO): carbohydrate:proton symporter activity
Source: RefSeq, a predicted model, not a curated record